UUUACAAAUUGUCUAAACUGUCAAAAUUUUUCAUUUUUUGGUGACUGUAUAAACAGAGAAAAUGAAUGUUAUUUUAGCUAUAAAGCAGUAUAUCAGUAAAAUGAUUGAAGACAGUGGGCCUGGAAUGAAAGUUUUGUUGAUGGAUAAAGACACUACCAGCAUUGUCAGUAUGGUUUAUGCACAGUCAGAAAUCCUACAGAAAGAAGUAUACUUAUUUGAAAGAAUAGACUCUGCAGGCAGAGAAACCAUGAAGCACCUAAAAUGUAUUGCUUUUGUCAGACCAACCAAAGAAAAUGUAGAAUUAUUAGCACAAGAACUAAGAAUGUCUAAAUAUGGGUUAUAUUAUAUUUAUUUUAGUAAUGUAAUAAGCAAACAAGAUGUCAAAGUAUUAGCAGAGGCAGAUGACCAAGAGGUUGUUAGGGAAGUGCAGGAAUUUUUUGGAGAUUAUGUUGCUGUCAGUCCUCAUUUAUUUACCUUAAAUAUAAAUGGAUGUUGUCAGGGUCUGAAUUGGUCAACAGAUUCACUAGCUAGAAGUACACAGGGUUUAACAUCAGUACUGUUGUCACUGAAGAAAUGUCCAAUGAUAAGAUACCAGAAUUCUUCAGAAACAGCAAGAAGACUUGCAGAGAGUGUCAGGCAAACCAUAAACAAAGAAGCAGCAUUAUUUGAAUUUAGAAAGACAGAUGUAGCUCCAAUAUUGUUAAUACUUGAUAGGAGAGAUGAUGCUGUUACCCCUAUACUGAAUCAGUGGACAUACCAAGCUAUGGUACAUGAGUUGAUAGGUAUUGCUAACAGCAGAAUAAACCUCAGUAAUGUUCCUGGUAUAAGUAAAGAACUACAGGAAGUUGUACUGUCUCCCGAACAUGAUGAAUUUUAUGCAAAUAAUAUGUAUAGUAAUUUUGGAGAAAUUGGAAACAACAUUAAAGAGCUAAUGGAUGAGUUCCAAACUAAAUCUAAAAGUCAUGAAAAAAUAGAAUCUAUCAGUGAUAUGAAGCAAUUUUUAGAACAAUAUCCACAAUUUAAGAAAAUGUCUGGUACAGUAUCCAAGCAUGUGACAGUUGUAGGAGAGUUAUCUAGACUUACAAACAAACAUCAUCUACUAGAGGUCUCUGAACUAGAGCAAGAUAUAGUGUGUCAAGGAGAUCACUCAGCAAUACUACAGAGAAUCAAAACUUCAAUAGCUUCUGAGAAGAUUCAGCAUAUUGAUAUGUUACGUUUAGUUAUGUUGUAUGCUCUGAGAUAUGAAAGCCAUAGUAACAAUGAUGUAUCAGGAUUGGUUGAUGCUUUACGAAAGAGGGGUGUCAGUGACAGACUCAGAAUGAUGGUUCAUGCUGUGUUAGAUUAUGGUGGGAAGAAAUCCAGAGGAAGUGAUUUGUUUGGUAACCAGGAUAUUGUUUCUAUAACCAAGAAAUUUCUUAAAGGUGUUAAGGGUGUGGAGAAUGUUUAUACACAACAUAAACCUUUGUUAUACAGCUUGUUAGACCAAUUGAUAAAGGGCAAACUAAAAGAAGGAGCUUAUCCCUACUUAGGAGUCAGUCAGUUGAAAGACAGACCACAAGAUAUAAUUGUAUUUGUAAUUGGUGGAACAACCUUUGAAGAAGCCUUAGCUAUACAUACUCUUAACAGAAGUAGUCCAGGGAUUCGUAUCAUAAUUGGAGGCACAACUGUUCAUAAUUUCAAAAAUUUUCUUGAUGAAGUAGCACAGGGUGUUCAAGGUCAGAGUUCAAGUAAUGUAGGACCAAGAUACCACAGAAGAUGAAUUAACUACAACGGUUCAUGUUCAUCAUUUACAAUAUAGUUAAAGUUCAGGAACAAAAUCAGAUGUUAUAAAAUAGUUUAUAAUGGCAUCAUUGAAUAUUAUAAAAGUAUUUAUGAUAAUCAGGGGAUGUUCAAGUUAACACUUGAAAUCACUUGCAACCUUUUGUGAUGAUUGCAGUAAAAUUGUUAGAUGAUAUGUCUGCUAUUUAAUAGAAAUAACUUUGUUAUGUACUAAAAUACCUUAUAUUUGAUAUCUAAAUUUAGGUCUAGGACAAAUGGACCGUAAAAUGUAAGUGCUGCAUAGAUCUUGUAAGAGCAUUUUCUAAGAGAUAAAAUUUUUCUACAAGUAUAACCUCAAGAAGAUAUACUAUUAAAAUGGAUGCAGGACAAAAGUAGGGUUGUAGUUAUUUAGUAUCAAUAUUUAUUAUAAAUAAUAAGUAGUGCAUUACUGUUGGAAUUUCUAAUUUCCUUUGAAACUAUAUAAAGUAAUCAGUUGAUGUAAAAGGAAAAGUAUGAAGUACUAUUAUUGAUUUGAUUUGAUAUUAAAAAUAUCCAGAAGGUCAUCAAGGUUUAAGCAUACUUUUACUUUACAACAAAAUAAGAUGGAGUGGCAGGAUUACAAAUAACUGAUCAUUCCAAAUAAUUUUAUUUAUGAUUUUUGUUUAUACAUAAAAGUAUUUACAAUGAACAAUAAUUUAUUUGUGAAAUGUUUUUGUUUAAUUAUUCAUUGUUACCUUGUGCAUGUUUAAAUAGAUAGUGUGUGAGUGCUGUUGAAUGAGUUUGUAUGUUAAGCAAGGGAUGGUGCAAUAAUUGUCUGUUAUAAAAAUUCAAUAAAUAUAUUUAAAAUCUA
Molecule: messenger RNA, 2608 nt
Organism: Mytilus californianus (California mussel)
Lineage: Eukaryota; Metazoa; Mollusca; Bivalvia; Mytilida; Mytilidae
Product: vacuolar protein sorting-associated protein 45-like
Exons: 14
Coding region: 62-1759 (565 amino acids)
Biological process (GO): vesicle-mediated transport; intracellular protein transport
Cellular component (GO): Golgi membrane
Source: RefSeq, a predicted model, not a curated record